Messenger RNA from Penicillium maclennaniae, 1242 nucleotides. RefSeq names its product DUF3844 domain-containing protein. The coding region runs from base 1 to 1242 and encodes 413 amino acids. Gene Ontology annotation, cellular component: endoplasmic reticulum. The record is from RefSeq and is a predicted model, not a curated record. The transcript has 4 exons. NCBI's taxonomy places the organism in Eukaryota, Fungi, Ascomycota, Eurotiomycetes, Eurotiales, Aspergillaceae.
AUGCGCUGGGUCUCCAAGCUCCUGGCCCUGGCGACGACAGGUGCUUUGGGGACGAAUGCUCUGGAAACCUCAAUCUUUACCUUCCCUGGUGGCGGUAAAGGCUACGAGAGUGCCCUUACCGAGCCACAGAGUAUAUCGGAAGAUGUUGCCCGACUCUUUCUUCAACUUCGCGGCCAGUCUUCCCUGGCAACGGUUCUUGGUCAGGCGGGGACAGAUGCCGUUGAUCGCCUGAAUCAGUUUGCGAAUGCUGAAUCCACCCUUUUUGGUGGUUCUGAAGGCACUGAAUCUGGGGGGGAAAGCAUCAUUCUUUUCGAGGGUGUCAAUCAAGAAGUUGGCGUGAAUCUACGGAAGAAGCAGCCACACAGCCUCAUAGUUCCUCAUACUUCAUCGAAUCUAAUCGGAGACUCACUAAACCUCCUUAUGGAAAUCGAUAACAAUGGUAAUCACUGCCUUUACACUAAGGAUGCCAGCAAGGUGGAUUCGAAAACUGCUCAGUCCGCCAACGAGUGUCUCAUCGUGAAUCCCAUUCUCGCUCAUACGACUGGCUUCUUUGAUCAUAAUCUACUUGACCUGAUCGAGUCGGUGGAAACUUGGGCCAGUAAGGAUCAACGGACAACUGCUACAAGGCUCUCAUUCAAGGCGAGCUCUAGUGAUGGUGUAUUCGUCAAUGAAUUUCUACAGUCCUUCUUCCAGUAUCUGGCCGAGCAGUCUUCAAUGGAACAUCGGGAAACCACAGUCGUGCUUCUGCCAGCCACUGGAGGCUCUCGGGACUCUGCGCAGAUUCUUAGGCGAGGCUCGGAGGUCUUGUCUAGACCAUCUGCGUUAGGUGCACAAGAUGCGCUUCGGGGGUCUGCGCAAGACCUGCCCCUUCACUCGAAUCUUGCCCCUGUUUGCCACGUCUCCAACUCGUCUUGCGCUGAGGCAACAAAUGGCUGCUCUGGCCACGGGUCUUGCUAUCUGAAAUAUGGAUCUGGUGAGGAGGGUUCUACGGGCAGCUGUUACGCGUGUCGAUGCCAGCAAACGGUGGUGCGGAAGAGUGACGGCUCCAUCCAGAAAUUCCAGUGGGGUGGGCCUGCCUGUCAGAAGAAGGAUAUCAGCUCCCCUUUCUUCCUCAUUGCUGGUGUCAGUGUAUUGGCAGUUCUCAUGGUAGGAAGCGCUAUUGGUAUGCUUUUCAGCAUGGGACAACAGGAGCUCCCUAGUGUGAUUAGUGCUGGUGUUGGUGGUACCAAGGCACAAUCAUAA